UCGAGCUGAUUGCACGCAAGAACUGCUUUCUUGAUGUCUUUAUCUUGAGCUUACUUUCAUGCAAUUUUUCCUGCAACCAAAAAUGAGCGUUGAAAAUCAACCCAAAACGCCGUCUCUGUGUCCUCGCAGUGACCCGGAUGUGAUGUGUGUUUUCAACAACAGUGGUAGUUUUGAGCCGUCCACGUCCCAGAGUCAAAGAGAAGCAUCAUCCACAAUGUCACCCACAUAUAGUUUCCCAGGGACAGACAUUGCCGAUGUUUCUGCUGAAGUUUUGUCCAGGAAGUUCGGUUCGUCUCAAGGUGGUGCUGGAGAUCGUGCUCACGCUCCUGUUAAGUCUCGUCACCAGAAGGCGCUGACUUGCCGACGGAAACACAGGACGCCCUAUGCUUGGCUACACCGAGAUUUAACCCUAGAAGAUGAAUACAACAUCGCAACUGUAGAUGGCGAGGAUCUUGACAACAGCAACUGCUCGAGAUCCCAACCAACAGCCAGAGCUGCUACGUACAAACCAGUCUUUACACCCCACUCCCGUUCAUCGGAGGAACAGAGCAGAUCACUUCAGCGAGUGAGGAAGGCAUGUCGAGCAGAUAGAGAAAUACACUAUACAGAGUAUCAUCUUCAUGAAUGGUACACCAAUUUCAGCGACGUCAAGCGGCGAAUCAAGCACAUUUCCUAUGUUGCCUUAUUUGAACCAUGUGCCGUCACAGUAACCGAUGUUUACCACACCACUGUCACAGAAGACAUAGGCAGGAGCCCAGGCACCAAGGCACGGAGUCUGAAGCGAUCCCUGAGCUUGGAAGCAUCCCAUUACACUGAUGAACAUCAUCUUCCUUUAAAGAAGAGAAAGAGAUACAUGGCAGCUUCCACCACCAACACUGCGGCCACAGGAAGUAGUAGGGUUGACACAGCCACAUCACCUGCAGCUCGAUGUGAUCCACCAUCAGCCAGCCAGGCUGCUCCUGUCAUCCACAUGGCCUCCGCUCCUGCUACUACUGCUGAACAUCAUCCAUCGACAGCCUCCACAUCCCCCUCUUCUUCACUGUCUAACCCGGGUAGCAGACGACACGCCAUCAAGAGACAUGCCACGUGGGAUGACUGUUUGCCCUUGAAGAAAAACAAGACAAGUUGAUGUUUCGAAGGUUGCCGAUACGACAAGGAGGUUGAAAUUCUUGUCCCCACACUUAUAUCUAAUUAACUUAUUAAAGAUUGCUUUUGAUACAACAUGUAAUACACAUAUUUGCGAUCAUGUUUUGUAUGGAUUGUUCUAUAUGUCAAGUUUGAAAUGAUUAAAUGUCAACUUCUUU
This is a messenger RNA of Haliotis rubra (blacklip abalone), 1304 nucleotides long. RefSeq lists its product as uncharacterized. Lineage: Eukaryota; Metazoa; Mollusca; Gastropoda; Lepetellida; Haliotidae. Bases 59 to 1129 code for a protein of 356 amino acids. The record is from RefSeq and is a predicted model, not a curated record. The transcript has 5 exons.